Molecule: messenger RNA, 423 nt
Organism: Funneliformis mosseae
Lineage: Eukaryota; Fungi; Glomeromycota; Glomeromycetes; Glomerales; Glomeraceae
Source: the annotation of a GenBank genome assembly
AUGUCUCUCACCAAUUACGGCUGGGAUACUACUCCUCUUACCACUCGCAUCUUCGAUGAUUUCCUUAAAGAAUGGCCCAGACGGGCUAAUAGUCGUGUGAAUACUUGGGCUCCUCCAAUGGACGUUCACGAAAAUGAUAAAGAAUUCACUGUUAAAGCCGAAUUACCGGGAAUGAAAAAGGAAGAAAUAAACAUUGAUGUUCGUGACAACGCACUUGUAAUUUCGGGUGAAACUAAACAAGAGCAGAAAUAUAAAGAAGGAAAUACUUACGUUCAAGAACGUCGUUAUGGUUCUUUUUCACGUUCUAUUGCGCUUCCGUCGAAUGUUAAACCCGAUGAUAUUACAGCCAAGUUUGAAAACGGUCUUCUUGAAUUGAGCCUUCCAAAGACAGCACCUACUGGCAAGAAAAUUACUAUCUCUUAA